AUGUUCAACACGCAGCAGCCACUCCCCAGUAUCCUCACAAAUCAGCCGUCAGAGAUUGUGGAAGCGAUGAGGAGAUGCCGAAAGGUGGAAGCAGCCAUCACACGCGAUCUCGAGAAAGCCACCGCUCGGCGCGAGGUCGCGACAUUGAAACAAAACCUUGUCGAUGUGCGGAUCCUUGGACAUCUCUUAUCCGUUGGACCCAGCGAAGUUGCUAAGCUACAUGUCGCUCAGACCAUCACCUCUUGUGAAGACGAUGGGCUGCUUAUCAAGCAAGGUUGUUUCUAUAACCAACACUUUGUUCGCACUUUGAACAAGUCCUCAGUUUUGAAAGCUAAAGGGCCCACUCCUGAACCAUCCAGACAUCUUUCCAUUUCAAUAUUCAAUGAGACUCAAGCCCUAGUUGUGCAAGACUUGAAACCCAGUCCUCGAGAUCAUCGGCAUGCAAAAUCCUCUGACCUGCGUCGCGAUAACCAGAGAUGCGUAAUAUCUGGCCACGUGGAGACGAAAUAUUUGGAGAGACAAGUGGCCCAGGGUUUCACUUUGAAUAUCAACUGGAAACACGUAGCGCAAACAGAGUGUUCCCACGUCUUCUCAGAGUCUACAAAUUGGGACCUUCGCAAUUACGCGAAG
Phanerochaete carnosa HHB-10118-sp is the source of this 630-nucleotide messenger RNA. RefSeq lists its product as uncharacterized. The record is from RefSeq and is a predicted model, not a curated record. Lineage: Eukaryota; Fungi; Basidiomycota; Agaricomycetes; Polyporales; Phanerochaetaceae. The annotation marks the transcript as partial. The transcript has 3 exons.